Messenger RNA from Ruditapes philippinarum (Manila clam), 5974 nucleotides. RefSeq names its product soluble calcium-activated nucleotidase 1-like. Gene Ontology annotation, molecular function: calcium ion binding; UDP phosphatase activity; GDP phosphatase activity. The record is from RefSeq and is a predicted model, not a curated record. The transcript is spliced from 3 exons. Lineage: Eukaryota; Metazoa; Mollusca; Bivalvia; Venerida; Veneridae. Gene Ontology annotation, biological process: proteoglycan biosynthetic process. The coding region runs from base 1 to 1254 and encodes 417 amino acids.
AUGUUGAUUAAGAUACUUCACAAGAUGUCGACGUUACACAAGUCUCAGUCUUACUGUGCGCCCAGAUCGUCCACAAAUGGGAACCAGUUUUCAGUCAACGACUGGAUGCAAGCCAUCAGAACUCCUACUCCUUAUAGAGUAGGCAAUGCAAAACUUCACGUGAAGCCCCGUAUGCUUGCAUAUGCCGCUAUCAUAUUUACAGCUGUGUUUAUUUUAUUUAUAUAUUUUAUACCUUCUCGUUCUAGUAGAUUUAGUUUGAACUGUAACAAUGAUUUCAUUGGUCAAAAAUUCGUAAAUAAUGUUAUGUUUGAUUCAACUUAUCCAUUUACAAGUCCUAUCAAAACAACAUUAGGAACACAGUAUAGAAUAGCACUUGUGACAGAUUUAGAUACGGAUUCUAAAAGUACUGAGAAUAAAAAUACUUGGAAAAGUCACUUGAAAUAUGGAAAUUUGACUAUAAAUGAUAAUUAUUCAAAGGUUAUGAUAAAUUUUGACAAGACUGUGACAUUAACUUCAAAAGUAUCAGAGGGUGGAAGAGGAAUGGAGCUGUCCGAAUUGAUUGUUUUCAACGGAAGAUUAUACACAGUGGAUGACAGGACAGGAAUUGUAUAUGAAAUUAUUGGCAGUCGAGUAGUGCCAUGGGUUAUACUUAGUGAUGGCAAUGGAAAAGAGCCAAAAGGUUUUAAAUGUGAAUGGGCAACUGUAAAGGAUGGAAGAUUGUACAUUGGCGGACUUGGCAAAGAAUGGACAACUGGAGAUGGUCAAGUACAGAACACUAACCCACAAUGGGUCAAAUCUAUAGGACCACAUGGGGAUGUUAUGCACCAUGACUGGAAGGAAAAUUAUAAUGCCCUUAGAGCUAAGAUGAAUAUGAAUCUUCCAGGAUAUAUGAUCCAUGAGGCAUGUGUAUGGAGCUCAAUACAUCAAAGAUGGUUCUUCCUUCCGAGACGCGCUAGCACCGAACGUUAUGACGAAGUAGCUGAUGAAAAACGUGCCACAAAUCUUAUGCUCACAGCCAGUGAUGACUUUUCAAAAAUCGAAGUUUCUACAGUGGGAAAGUUGAACCCGACACAUGGGUUCUCAUCAUUUAAAUUCAUUCCAGGGAGUAAUAAUAAUAUCAUAGUAGCAUUAAAGUCGGAAGAAGACGGGGAUAAAAAAGCAACGUAUAUUCUAGUGUUUGAUAUAGAAGGGCAUGUAAUAUACAGUGAAAAGAAAGUCGGUGAUAUGAAAUUCGAAGGGAUAGAGUUUGUAUGAUAACAGUUUUAGAACUAGCUUACUGUAGUAAUUUUUUUUAUAUCUAACAUAUAUUGUAUUUUAGGUUUUAUGUUAAAAGCAGAGAAUUUUAUACAUGGAAAGUUGUUACUUAAGAGAAGGGAAAUCAGUCAAUUUGAAAAAUGAAGUCACGUCUUUUAUUGUAAAUAUAAGUCUUAGUCUUUCUGAUUAAUUUCAUAUCAAUAAUCAUGGUUUUGAAUUGGAAGUUUGAUAAUGCAUCCUCUGUUUUAGUUACUCGUUAUCCUAAAGUUACAUAUUGAUAUUUUGUUUUUUAUUAUGUGCAUAUAUUUUGUUUGAUUCUAUGUGUUAAUCUGACUGAUAUUUUUUUGCCUGCACCCCAGUGAUUUAUUUGCAUAAAAAAGGUGGUAGAAUACACUGGUAGACCUUUGUUAAAACUGUUGAAUUUUAAGUUAAAUUUUUAUUUUUUUUCUUCAAAAAGCUCAAUCUUUAAGGCAUACCAGAACAUGUAUAUGUUGUUCUUUUUUUAAGAAACGCCAUUUAUGUUAUUAUAUAUAUUUUAUCUAUAUAAAAGGUGAAAACUUUGAAAAGAUUGUUAAAUUUGGCAAAAAGAUUUCUGAAGGGUUACCAUUUUAAAUUUUCACUGGAUUUAAAAGCAUCGCUUGUUGCAAAAAAAUGAGCUUAAGCUGUGGUGUUUGUGGUAUGAAAAUAUGAAAUAUGCUAUAGCUUCCAGUUUUUUAUAGCACAGUAUUGUGGAUUGCCAUGUUAUAUAUUUUAACAUAUUUGUUAAUAAUGAUAUAGCUGAAGAAGUGCCUUGUAAUAAUGUUUUAUUAUAAUGCAUGUUUGUAAGGUCAAUUUUCAUUGGUCAGUUGUGAUGUCCUUAUCUUCUGUAUAUACAGCUUCUGCAAAUAUAUGAUAUAAUUUUUAUUUUAUUUAAUCAUAGAAAGAAAUUUAUCUACGGGGUGCAUGUAUCUAUUCUACUUUUUCUGUUAAACGUCUUGUGAAAAUGUGGACAGUAUGAAGUGCUGUGUGAUAAAUUUAAUAUUUAUAAACUUAUUUCAAGGACUUUUUGAUAAGUUAUAUGACCUUUGUAUAAAAAAUGUUUCUUAUAUUACCAUUUCUUUGUCAUAUAACCUGUCCAAAAAAAAUCUUUAUAACUACUUGUUAUAUUCAUAAUAUAAGUCAGUAGUUUUUAUGAUGGGUCCAAGUUUAUGUAUGUUUAGUCUUGCAUUAAAAUGAAUUUGUUUUUGGCAGUGUAGAAUUUGCUUUACAGUAAUUUUUAAGUCCCUAUUAAUGUAUCAGCAUUAGAUAUGAUGAAUAUUUUGUUCCGCUUGUAGCACAUUUUGUGGACAUACAGUGGGGUUGUCAGUGGCUUGUAUUUAAGAAUCUAAUAUAUUUGCUACAUGUAUGUUCAAAGUGAAGUUUUAUUGCUUGUUAUCAUGAUCAGAUAUAUAUUGAUUUAAAGGGGAAUAAAGCUACAUCUAUUGAAAUAUUACUGUAGCAUCUAUUAACAGUAAAACUAUAUUGUUUCUAUAAUCCUUUGUUCGAUUCUUGAAUAGAAUGUCUCUGUUUUUUUAACAUUUCAUGAAUAUUGUAUGUUAAAAGAAUAAAAUGUUCCUGAACAAAAUAUUAUAUGCCGGUAUUUUUUUCAGUAGUGUUUUAACCGUGUAACAAUGAUUUUGUGCUUACGCCAUUCGCUUUUAGGGCAAUAAACUACUAUUUUUUUUCAUACAAGCAUUUUGGAAGUAUUCUAUUUGAAAAUUCAAGCAAAUCAGUUUACAAAUGUAGUCAUGAUGAUAAAUAAGUUAAAAAGCAUAAUUUGAAAAUGAGUCAAGGGUUUUAAAUUUAUGACACAAAUUCAUGACAGUUAAUAUUUUUGUCUUCGCUUCAUCCAGCUAGCUUACGGAAGGUCAAUGAUUCUGUUCGGAUGCACAUUGGUGCCUUAAAUAAUACACAAAGUAGCACUUGAGGUCUCUCUCUGCCAGUUAAAAGCUGGAAAAAUUGCAAUAUGACCGAGAAAAAAAAAUGUAUUUAACAUACCAUUGAGAACUAAGAUUUAGUUGUUAACUCAAGUAAAUACCAAUAGUUGGUAGAGUUUCUGAAGGGCUCAGGCUUCAACUGAUCUCCCUCUGAUUUAUGUGUUCAUGUGAAAUGUUGAGAUAUUUGCAUUGUUUAGAACAGCUGUAAUUGAUAGACUUGUUACUAUUGUAAAUUGUUACAGUUAAUUAAUAUGCUAUUUGUUACAAUUAAUUAGUAUGCUAUUUAUUUUGUUGUCUUUGUAGUAAUUAUAAACUAUGAUAAUAUGGUAUUUGUACUUACAUCAAACUAAAAUUGAAAUCCUGGAUAUUGUGUCAAAGGGCUCGGGCUGUCAUCCAGUGUUAGCGGUAUAUGUUUGUUGGUAUGUUCUUUUUGACUUUGUUAACAAAGUUUAUCCAGUAAUCAGCAAGGCCUUGUGAUAGGAUAAGCUUCAUAUUUGAGGCUUGAAAAGACAACACUUACAUAUUCUGUUUGUUUUUUAUCAGGUGAUAUUUUUGGACAAGAAGGGGCAUAAAGUGGUUGCCUAAUUAGAAUUCCUGCUAUCUAUGACUGAUUUUGUACACAAAUAUAAUAUGUUAAUCUCUGGGAGGUUUUAUACGUAGCAACACAGUAUAUGUUGUAUUUUUUGUAUAUGUAAGUUGUUGGUUUUCGAAAGGGACAUAACUUUAAAUAAGAUUUACAACCAACAAUUGAGAGCAGUCUCCAUAUAUACAUUGAAACUUUACCUAAUUUUGACGUGCAAAUGAUUUGCUGAGAACAGUCUAAAUUUGCUUAAGGUUCCGUCCCUUUUGUUUUGUCCCUUGGUUUGUCUGAAAAAUUGGAAUAUUGUAUUACACACAUAAUGUUUGUAAUGAUGGGGUGGUAGUUUAAGAGUAAGAUAAAGUAUUCUGAAUUGUUUGCUUUGUUAUCAUCAGUCUGAUGAUAGUAUGAUGGCUAUCACAGAACACCGAAGUUAAAAUUGAAUUAUUAAGGUAUGUUUAACAUAAUUCUUGUUGUUUUGUUGGGGUUUUUUUCUAUUUGUUAACAAAUGUACUUACAUAUACAUAGCCUUCUUAUGUUGAAAUAAGGUAAAAUGAUAUGGUCGCAGUAAUUUCAAAAUAUAUUGUGAAGUGAAUUUAUGCAUACAAUUUCAUGAUUUAUUUUUAAUUUUGUGUGUGUAUGCAAAUUUGGGAACUUCUUGAUAUUUUAGAGCAAAACUGACAAUUUCUUGAUAUUUUAGUGCAAAACUAGCAAUUUCUUGAUAUUUUAGUGCAAAACUAGCAAUUUCAUGAUGUUGUCAAAAUUUGAUGAUGUGUUCAAAAUUGGCAAUUUCAUGGAUUAGGCAAAAAUGGCAAUUUCAAGUGCACAUAUUCACAUUGAAGUAUUAAUUACAUUAGGUAGAUGAAAUUAAUCUAGGUAACAAAGUAAAUUGCUCAAUAACUAAAUUAAAAUGUCAUGUGUUUUAAUGAUACUUUUAUAUAUUUAGACAGUUUGAAUUAAAGAAAAGGGUUGCCGGGUAAAUUUAUUAUACAGAUUAAUCAGGUUAAUGAAGAAGAGAGCAAUCCCCAGAAUAUAUGUUAUCCAUUGAGAAAUAUUUCAUUGUUCCAAGGUCACUAAUUAUCUUUAACCCAUAACCUUCUGUGACCUGUAUAAAGGUCUGCCAGCACUGCCCUGCAGGCUGUCCAGUCUCUAUACUGUUGGCUGUCCAAAUUUUAAAUUUCAUUAUUCUAACGCAAUAACAAAAUAACUCUUAUUAAAUUUAGAAGAAAUUAUUCUGUUACUGCACUAAGGUGACAUAAUGCAAUGUAAAGUUCUUUUUGAUAUCCCUGAAAUUGAUGAUAGGCAGUGCCAGAAAUGUAAGCUGGAAAAGUUCAUUUUAGACAGUAAUGAUUCAUUGCUAUGUUUUGUUUAGCUUACAUAUAUUAAAUGUAAUAUUUAUUAUCAUUGUUUUAAUUGCAUGUUAACCCAUUACUUCAUGAGCAUUUUGUGAAAAAUGGCUGUUUUCAUUAAAAAGUCUCCCGUUACAAGUUCAAAUUGCUAUAAUACUAUAAAAACUGCUUCAACACUAAUCAAACUUGGCACAAAUGUUGACUGAACCAUUGCCCUUGCAACAACAUGCUCAGGCUUAAAUUUUCUGUUACCAUGGCAACGAGGGGACAUCUCAAAAUUGCCAAAAAUCACUAUUUUGCGUUGAUUUUUUCCAUCAAAAUUGAUUUCAAAGUGCUGCAACUUUUCAAUGGAUUGAGAUAGAGUCAAAUGCUUUUCAGCGUUGGUUAAACGUUACCUUAUGAUCAAUCUGGGGUCAUUUACAGCCUCUCACAAGUCCAAAAUUUUCUUGGCGAUGAGGGGGGCUCCGCCCCCCUUCAAACCCCCCAAACAGAAGGGGGCACAUCCCCCUUCUGGCAACCCCCUGAUGUAUCUUUUGGUUGGGGGGCCGCGCCGAAAAAGAGGUCACUUUUUUUAACAACAUUUCUCAAACAAAAACAAGUGUUUGGGGCCUAAAUAAGGCAUUUUUCAUCAUUUAAGACAACAAAAAGGGGGGGGGGGUGAUAAAGGCGUUAAAAGGCGUGUAUAUGAAGUAAUGGGUUAAUAGAAAAUGAUGAAAAUACUUGAAAUUACCCUAAAUCGCGUUUUUUCAUGUUUGAACAUGGCCUGUCAUAUAAAUUUGAAGAAAAAUUGUUGUUUUGUAGAUUUUUUUAUUUUUUUCAUUAACCAUUACUUCAUGAGC